This is a messenger RNA of Fragaria vesca subsp. vesca, 598 nucleotides long. RefSeq lists its product as uncharacterized. The transcript has a single exon. NCBI's taxonomy places the organism in Eukaryota, Viridiplantae, Streptophyta, Magnoliopsida, Rosales, Rosaceae. The record is from RefSeq and is a predicted model, not a curated record. The coding region runs from base 91 to 363 and encodes 90 amino acids.
CCAGAACCCUCAUAUUUCAGCCACAAGGGUUUCUCUUUCUCUUUACCCUUUCUCAUUCAUACCCAAAAAUCAAAAAAAAAAGAAAAAAAGAUGAGUACUGGAGCAGCAUGCAGGGCAUGGAUUGUGGCAACAAGCAUUGGAGCAGUUGAGGCUCUGAAAGACCAAGGAGUUUGCAGAUGGAAUGGGGUUCUGAGGUCACUCCACCAACAUGCCAAGAACAACAUCAGAUCAUAUUCUCAGGCCAUGAAACGCUCUGCCUCUUCUUCUGCAGCCAUUUCUAAUCAUAUCAAGAGGUCAAAAGAGGAGAAGCUCAGGAAAGUCAUGGAAUUGAACUGCUGGGGUCCUAAUACUGUUAGAUUUUAGCUAGAUUAUCCUAGUGUAUAAGAUUCCAUGCCUCUCGAUCACCCUUUCUUUGGUCGAUGAAUAUAUCCACAUGGGUUAUCUCAUUUCUAGAUUACGAGUAGUCUUUUUCUCUACCCAGUUUAUAAUCAAGAAUUUUUGCCCAGAGCAAAAGUUUUCAUUUUUGGUGAAACUCUGGGAAGAAUCAACUUUUAAGGCAACAAGAAACCAGAUUCUCAUUCUCUUGGUGAUUUUUGUG